AUUUUGUAUUAUUGUUGAUUCCUCGCAUUCCUUUUCAUGGAUAAACUCGCUCGUCCAUGUGAUGAACACUCAAGAAAGAUGUCACGCAGAUCCUCUUAAUUAUUUAUGUUAACAUAUUUUAAUUAUGUUAUCGGAUUAUGUGUAUAAAAUUGAUGCUCCAACUCACUCUAAAAAAGAAAUUUGUAUCAAUUAUUGAGUUAAUUAUUGAGCAAUCGAGCAUAUUGUUUCCUUGGCCGUAGUACUUUGUCUUUUGAGAACCUAAAAUGGCGUGAAAUGGGUCAACGACAUACGACGGGGUCACCGUUACAAUUCCACGUUUGUUGUCUCAGAAAGUCAGGGACUCGUAGAUCGCAAGCACAACCUACAAUGUUCUUGAAAGAAGACUCUACUUAGUUGAUUAAACAUGCAAGAGAUCACAUGCGUGCAAGGCGUAAGUCCAAGACUCUCAUUACUCAGAUGUCUUUUUUGCUGUCCACAAUCUGAAGAAUAUAAAAGGGCAAUGUCAUUAAUGUUAUGGCAUAACACUAGCUUCAUCUUUCUCUUUGUUCACUUCACUCUUUCUUUCUUCUUCAAUUAUAUUGUCUUUGGUAGGCCUUCCUCGCAAGAACAAGGUAGUUUUGAUUGAAGGUUGCAGGAUCUGCUUCAAUGGACGUCAAAGAGAAAGUUACUCGAGGCAUGGAAAGUAGCAUGGCAGAGAAGAAAGGUAGUAAUGGGGAGGUGGUGAUAACAGUUUCAAGCGAAGAGACCAUAAAGGCCAACGUAGACACCAAAACCAUUAGAGAACCUUCUUCCAAGGAUCCUGAAGCUUUGGCUCCUAAUUCAAUUAUGUCAACCCACAAAGAGUCAGCUGCAAAUUCAAUUCAUGUCAGCUUCCCGUCAUCAGAGAGUGCAAGGUUUGACAAGCCUCCUCAAAUCCCCACUCCUGAAACCCUUACGCGGAGGAGGACUUUUAACAGGUCGCUGUACUCAAAACCCAAGUCAAGAUUUGGUGAACAACUAUAUCACAUUGAUUCUGCUAUACUUGAGGAAGAGAGUUUAAUUUUGCAAGAACAAUUUGGCAUGGGUUCAUCUCGUAGGAAUAUGUUGAGUAAAGGAUCGGUAAGUAUCAAGUCAGGCUGUAGUAUUAGGAGAACAAAUUCCAGGACGAACUCUAUCAACCAGAAAACAAUGUCAAUGGCAUCUGAGAGAGGAGAUGAAGAAGAAGAAGAAGAUGAAGAAGAAGAAGAAAGCGAGGAUGAUGAGGAGAUUUACAGGGAGAUUGAGUUGCAUAAAGGGAAGCGCAAGAAAGUGAGGGCUAAGCUCAUGCUGCAAUGGGUUGCUUUUCUGUGCAUCUUGGGGUGCUUGGUGGCUAGCUUGAAAGUUGACAAAUUGAAAAAGGCUCCUAUUUGGGGCUUGGAGAUUUGGAAAUGGUGUCUGCUUGUGCUGGUGACAUUUUCUGGCGUGCUGGUUACUAAUUGGUUUAUGAACAUUGUGGUGUUCUUUAUUGAGAGGAACUUUUUACUUAAGAAGAAGGUGCUCUACUUUGUUCACGGUUUGAAGAAGAAUGUUCAGAUCUUCAUAUGGUUGUUCUUAAUUCUACUUACUUGGGUCUUAUUGUUUGAUCAUGGAGUCAAGCGAUCCAAAACUGCCAACAAAGUUCUACGUUUUGUAAGCUGGACUCUGGUCUCUCUUAGCAUUAGUGCACUUUUGUGGCUGAUUAAAACUUUAUUCCUAAAGAUCUUGGCAUCUAAAUUUCAUGUCCAUACGUUCUUUGAUAGAAUCCAAGAAUCUGUAUUUCACCAGUAUGUUCUGCAGACACUUUCGGGCCCUCCAUUAAUCGAGGAGGCUGAAAUGGUGGGUCGAGCACCUAGCUUUGGCCAGGUGAGUUUCAGAAGUACUAAAAAGGUAAAAGGCGUUAAGGAAAAAAAGGUGAUUGACAUGGGAAAGGUUCAUCAGAUGAAGCGAGAGAAGGUUUCUGCUUGGACCAUGAAAGUGUUGAUAGAUGCAGUAUCCAGUUCAGGGCUGUCCACUAUCUCCCAAACGAUUGAUGAAAGUGUUCAUGGAGGAGGUGAACAUGCAGAUAAGGAGAUCACCAAUGAAAUGGAAGCUAUAGCGGCCGCUUAUAACAUUUUCAGAAAUGUUGCUCAGCCUGGAAGCAAGUACAUUGAGGAGGCAGACCUCUUAAGAUUCAUGAUUAAGGAGGAGGUUGAUCUUGUGUUCCCACUACUCGAAGGUUCUGAGAUGGGGCAAAUCGAUAGAAAAUCUCUCACGGAUUGGGUGGUUAUGGUAUACAAAAGCCGAAAGGCUCUCGGACAUGCCUUAUGUGACACUAAAACAGCAGUAAAGCAGUUGAACACUCUACUAUGCGUCGUUGUGGUUGUUGUGGCCAUUAUUGUGUGGCUUCUCUUGAUGGAAAUUGCAACAAGGAAAGUGCUCGGUGUCAUCAUAGCUCAGAUUGCAGUGUUAGCCUUUAUGUUUGGUAACACCUGCAAGACUGUAUUUGAAGGCAUUAUGUUUGUUUUUGUGAUGCAUCCAUUCGAUGUUGGCGAUCGUUGUGUUAUUGAUGGUGUUGCAUUGUUGGUUGAAGAAAUGAACCUCAUAAACACAGUUUUCUUGAAGCUUGAUAAUGAGAAGAUAUACUAUCCAAAUGCAGUUUUGGCCACAAAGCCUAUCAGCAACUAUUACAGAAGCCCGGAUAUGGGUGACACCGUGGAGUUCUCGAUCGAUUUUUCGACUCCAUUUGAGAAGAUUGGGUUGCUGAAAGAGAGAAUUAAGAAGCACUUUGAGCAAAAUCCCCACCAUUGGCAUCCUGAACAUGGUCUUGUAGUGAAGGAAAUUGAGAAUGUGAACAAGAUAAAGAUGGCUCUCUACCCUAACCAUACCAUGAACUUCCAGAACUUUGGAGAGAAGAACAAGAGGAGGACUGAACUGGUGCUUGAAAUAAAGAGAAUCUUUGAAGAACUGAACAUAAAGUACUAUCUCCUCCCACAACAAGUUCAUCUCAACCACAUUGGUUCCUGAUGGUUGAAGAGUUGGGUUUGCUUACUGCUAAGCAAGUGUGUUGAUUCUUCCCUUUUGUGUUUUUGGUAUUGGUCAUCGAAUAAUAUACUUAUUGGUCACUCAAGUUAGGAUGCCUGCCUGUCUGUCGGUCUGUCUGUCUGUCUGUCUGUCUCUAAUUCUCUCAACCUCAGUCAUUGUUAUGAUGAUGAUUUGGAAAUUUGGAAUGA
Molecule: messenger RNA, 3206 nt
Organism: Tripterygium wilfordii
Lineage: Eukaryota; Viridiplantae; Streptophyta; Magnoliopsida; Celastrales; Celastraceae
Product: mechanosensitive ion channel protein 10-like
Exons: 7
Coding region: 646-3000 (784 amino acids)
Biological process (GO): monoatomic anion transport; detection of mechanical stimulus; transmembrane transport
Cellular component (GO): plasma membrane
Molecular function (GO): mechanosensitive monoatomic ion channel activity
Source: RefSeq, a predicted model, not a curated record